AUGUCUAGAGAUCAAUACGGAUUCUUGAAAAGUUCACAAUGGGUUACUGAGGAAGACUAUAAUGAGUUUCAAAAUAAAUAUGCACCCAUUAUGAAGCGAAGAUUAUUAAAAUGGAAACAACUUUUAGCAGAUAACAAUGGUCAAUGGCCUGCAAGAAGUAAUAAAAUUAAACGUUACAUCCGAAAAGGUAUACCACCUGAUUUAAGAGGACAGGCUUGGUUACAUUAUAGUGGAGCAAAAGCAAAAAUGGAAGCAAAUAAAGGUUUAUAUUUUGAUUUGGUGAAACAUGCAGAAGAAAUAGGAAAUGAAAAUGAAAAUCUUGAUAUUAUUGAAAGAGAUUUACAUCGUACAUUUCCUGAAAAUAAUCAUUUUCGUCCUGAAAACAAUUCUUUAUCAAAUACAGAAAAGAAGAUACCCAUCAUUCAAUCUUUAAGAAGAGUUCUUUUAGCUUUUUCGAUCUAUUCCCCUUCAAUUGGUUAUUGCCAAUCAUUAAAUUAUAUUGCAGGCAUGUUGCUUUUAUUUAUGAAUAAUGAAGAAGAAGCAUUUUGGACAUUUGUAGUUUUGAUUACCGAUAUUUUGCCAUCCAGUAUUUAUGAUGUGACGAUGGAAGGUGCCAAUAUAGAUCAAAACGUGCUGAUGAGUUUAAUCUCCGAAAGACACCCUCACUUGUGGAACAGGAUCUCUGGAGGGAAAACGUUUUGGGAAUGUGAAGAAGAAGCGACUGUAGGUAUGCCAACUUGUUCUUUAGUUACUAGUCAUUGGUUCUUAACUUUGUAUAUUAAUAUUUUACCGACCGAGAGCGUAUUACGUGUUUGGGAUUGCUUAUUUUAG
This is a messenger RNA of Cokeromyces recurvatus, 831 nucleotides long. RefSeq names its product rab-GTPase-TBC domain-containing protein. NCBI's taxonomy places the organism in Eukaryota, Fungi, Mucoromycota, Mucoromycetes, Mucorales, Mucoraceae. The record is from RefSeq and is a predicted model, not a curated record. The transcript is spliced from 5 exons. The coding region runs from base 1 to 831 and encodes 276 amino acids.